Molecule: messenger RNA, 2960 nt
Organism: Colletotrichum scovillei
Lineage: Eukaryota; Fungi; Ascomycota; Sordariomycetes; Glomerellales; Glomerellaceae
Exons: 4
Coding region: 342-2540 (732 amino acids)
Biological process (GO): chloride transmembrane transport
Cellular component (GO): cortical endoplasmic reticulum
Molecular function (GO): chloride channel activity
Source: RefSeq, a predicted model, not a curated record
GCGGUGACGUGACGGUUCCCUCAGUCCCGCCAGCCAGCCAAAUGCCCAAGCUCCUCUCUCUCCUUCGGUUCAUCUAAAAAACCUGCCAAGCGAGACAUCACCGUCAUUACUUUCAGCCACUUGGCUAACAUUCUCGCCCUUGGCUUUAAGACCAUCGCGAACCCUACUACCUUUUCCCUUAUCGUGAUCCCGUCAAUCUCGAGCAUCUGGAUAGCUCUCAUAUCUUGUCUCAAAGUGCAUCCCAUCUCUACAAUCCAGACCUCCUAACCUGCACACAUACCAUCCGUGCUCGAGCUCCCGACGACUGAUCUCUUGGGACGAUCUCGCGGCCCGCAGCAGCCAUGGCGACUCUUCGCGACCUUUACAGCGAUGAGAAGACCAAGGGUCUAGACACCAACUUUGGCGUCGACUAUGUCAUCAACUACAAGAUCCCGCAAGAGGACCGCGCCAGUGCCGAAGCUUCCUUCGUCCAGCUAAUCGAAGCCUUGACCCAUGUCGGCCUGACCACCGAGGUCCGGAGAGGCGACAAGAGCUCCGUCCUCGUCUUUAUCAAGAUCGCCGACAAGUUCCUCGCCGACCAGGUCUACCGAUCCAGACUGCAAGACUGGCUACAGGGCGCUCGAACCAACACUGCCGACAAGGACCUCUCCCAGGCUCUCCGUGACGAGCCAGUCUCUGACGCCGAGCGCCUGCGUCUCGUCUACCUGCUCAUGGUGAAGCCCAAGAACGAGGGUGGAGCCGGCAUCACCCCCGAGUCCGGCAAGUGGAAGCACGUCGCCAGCAUCUUCCCCCUCCACAACCACUCCUUCAACCGCCAGUGGAUCAAGAGGGUGAGCACAAAGGGACAGACGGACGAGAACGACCUCGAUGAGAUUCGCGAUAAGUUCGGCGAGAGCGUCGCCUUCUACUUUGCCUUUAUGCAGACCUACUUCAAGUUCCUCGUCGUCCCCGCCGCCGCCGGCUUUGGUGCUUGGAUGUUCCUUGGCCAGUUCUCCUGGCUCUAUGCUCUCGUCAGUUGCCUGUGGUCCGUCAUCUUCUUCGAGUUCUGGAAGCAGAGGGAAGUCGACCUCGCCGUGCAGUGGGGCGUUCGCGGCGUCUCCAACAUCCAGCACCCUCGGCCGCAGUUCGAGUUUGAGCGUCAGGCCGAGGACCCCAUCACCGGAGAGCCUGUCAAGAUUUACUCGCCCAUCAAGCGUCUGCAGACGCAGCUUCUCCAGAUCCCCUUCGCGGCAGCGUGCAUCGUGGUGCUAGGCACGCUAAUCGUGACCUGCAACUCGCUGGAAAUCUUCAUCAACGAAGUGUACAACGGGCCUUUCCAAUCCUACUUGGCCUUCCUCCCAACCGUCAUUCUGGUUGUCAUGACUCCCACCUUCUCUACCGUGCUCACAAAGUUCGCGACGAGACUGACCGAGAUGGAAAACUACGAAACAAUUGACGCACACCAUGCAGCCCUGGUUCAGAAGGAGUUCGUUCUCAACUUUCUGACCUCCUACAUGGCCUUGUUCUUCACCACCUUUGUCUACCUGCCCUUCGGCGACCAUCUCACUCCUUACCUCGACUUCUGGCGGACGACUGCGCAGAAGAUCACCCCCAAGGACGUCAACUUCCAGACUCAGGAGUUUUCCAUCAACCCCGAGAGAAUCAGCAAGCAAAUGUUCUAUUUCACCGUCACCGCCCAGGUCGUCAACUUUGCCACCGAGGUCAUUGUACCGUACGUCAAGCGUCAGGUGUUCCAGGAGGUCAGGGAGGUGCAGUCAAAGAUGUCCAAGGAAGACAGCGCCGCCAAGAUCAAGGACCAGCCGGAAGAGGCCGCCUUCUUGGAGCGGGUGAGGAACGAAGCUGAGCUUGAGACCUACGAUGUUACUGGAGACUACAGAGAGAUGGUCAUCCAGUUCGGUUACCUCUCUCUCUUCUCCGUGGCCUGGCCCUUGACAGCUUGCUGCUUCCUCGUAAACAACUGGGUCGAGAUGAGAUCGGACGCUGUCAAGAUUGCCAUUAGCAGCAGACGGCCGAUUCCAUGGCGCGCCGACUCGAUCGGGCCCUGGCUCAACGCCCUGGGCUUCUUGUCUUGGUUGGGUAGCAUCACCAGCGCCUCGAUUGUAUUCCUGUGCAGAUCCGCUGGCAAGGGCGAUGGACCUCGCGGCACCCCUGGAAGUAUUCAGGCAUGGGGUCUCCUCCUCAGCAUCCUCCUCUCGGAACACUUCUACUUUGGCGCUCAGUUCGUCGUUCGCCUCGUUAUGAAGAAGCUGGAUAGCCCCGGGUUGCAGAGGGAGAAGAAGGAACGUUUCAUGAUGAAGAAGAGACUGCUCGAGGAGAACCUCGGCCAAGGCGUUUCGGACCAGGCUGCCACUCCGGGUAUCGAGAAGACGGAGAUGAUCACCAUGCAGGCUCUUGAGGAUGAGGCUCGCAGGAUCUCGACUCAAGGCCACGGAGGCGCCGAGGAAGCGUUCUGGCUUCGCCAACGUGGCAUGGCCGAGACCAUCCAGAUUGGACGCAAUCUAAUUUCUCAGAGCAUCUCCGGAAAUACAACUAAAGCGUAGAGGUCCGCCAUUAACAGUUGAUGAAAGGACGGAUCGGUGGAUAAGAAACAAAGUAUACACACAACCCCUUAUUGACGAGAAUAUGAGUUAUGCCUGUUCUGGCGUGUAUUGCUAGCGAAAAUAUUUAAUCGGGGUAUUCCGAAAAGCUGCGGGUUAUUUGCUGUCUGUAAUCGGGCGUUUGUUUCGGUCAAAAUAAGAGUUAGGCAGCCAACCCCUUGCAUGUUCAUGUGUUCGGUGAAGAAAGAUGGAGCAACUGUGUUGCGGUAGUCGGUGGCCACAAUAGGUGACCGACGGGGAAGUUGAGAUAAGGUAUGCUAUCUACCUCACUUAACUCAGUAAUGCCUCAUAAUGAGAGGGCAGAUGACCACUUAAAACAAACUGCGCACCGGGCGAGGCAGAUCGGGAGGCUUAAACAACUGG